This is a messenger RNA of Penicillium longicatenatum, 1041 nucleotides long. Its product is annotated as alpha/beta fold hydrolase. NCBI's taxonomy places the organism in Eukaryota, Fungi, Ascomycota, Eurotiomycetes, Eurotiales, Aspergillaceae. The coding region runs from base 1 to 1041 and encodes 346 amino acids. The transcript is spliced from 2 exons. The record is from RefSeq and is a predicted model, not a curated record.
AUGUCCAAUCCCUACGAGCUCAUAUCCAAAAGCCGCUUCCACCGUCGCGUCACUCUCGAUUGUGGAGAUGGUCCGCUCAGCAUCAGUUUCGCCGACAUGGGCUGCGAAACUGGCCCCGCACUGCUUUUCAUUCCGGGGAUGUUCUCUUCUCGCUAUCCCGGCAUUCCGCUCCAUGUGAUAGCAGAACGCGCCGGUGUGCGCCUCCUUGUGGUUGACCGACCGGGCAUGGGCGCAUCGACUGACGUGCCGCUCGCUCAACGUGUCGCCGCCUGGACAGACAUGCUGCCGCGUCUCUUGGCACAUCUCCAUAUUCCACGCGUGAGCCUCGUCGCGCAUAGUGCUGGUACUAUAUACUUGCUCAAUACCUGGGCACGAUGCCGUGACUAUAUCAACCCGGUCAUUGCUGUAAUAGCUCCCUGGGUUGAUCCAGCGCACUCGCGCGUUACGGCGAUGCAGAUGGCACAGUACGUGCCUACAAAGGCAUUCGCAGUAUGGAAUCUUAUCCCACGUUUCAUCGUGACUCAAGCAAGCCCCGUGCUGGCAUCCAGUGGUACCGUUUUUCGUCGCAUGUCACUACGAAGUGAGAGUACCAAUGAAACGGAAGAGGAUCUGUCGUUCCUUAAUGACAACCGGCGACGUGUCGAACGCGACUAUGGCGUUCCUCGAUCCGAGCAGGAGGAACUCACUGGUCUUGCUCUUCGCUACAUGUAUGCGGAGAAUACAGUCGGAGCCAAUAGCGAAGCUCUGCAGUGUCUACGCAAGGGCGACAGCAACUGGGGGGUCUGCUCUGAUUAUGCAGUAUGCGCGCAGACCCUAGCAGGCUACCAGGCAACUCCAGAGGACAGAUUUAGCAUCCACGCAUACUUUGCCGCGAAAGAUUUCAUGGUGGGUAAACGGGGGAAGAAGUAUUUUGAAGACUGCUGGCAGUCACCCGGUGUGGAGGCGAUUGACUUCGUCUCGAGGGAAGUCGAAGGGUCGGAUCAUGACACCAUUGCAUUUUCAGUGGAGGUCUGGGAGGAAAUCUUCUCGUUCGUCAAGUAG